This is a messenger RNA of Trematosphaeria pertusa, 2843 nucleotides long. RefSeq lists its product as uncharacterized. The transcript is spliced from 8 exons. Gene Ontology annotation, biological process: septin cytoskeleton organization. The record is from RefSeq and is a predicted model, not a curated record. The coding region runs from base 108 to 2732 and encodes 874 amino acids. NCBI's taxonomy places the organism in Eukaryota, Fungi, Ascomycota, Dothideomycetes, Pleosporales, Trematosphaeriaceae. Gene Ontology annotation, cellular component: cytoplasm; plasma membrane; endocytic vesicle.
CAUCGUGACAGCUCCGCAACCCCCGAGCAGCUCCCAAAAGUGUAUUUCUAUGUAAACACUCCGAACCGCUCCUUCGUGGCGGCGCCGUCCUUCCCCGCAUCCCCGCCAUGGAGCUCCAACGCAAAGAGUACCCAGCAUUGCUGGACUCCCUCCCGCCCGCGCAAGCCGUACACAUCCUCAAUGACCGAAUGAAACAUGUCAGCCACCUGAAUGCGCAGAUUGCGGACUGGCUGCAGGAACGGCGCCGAGUGGAAGAAGCCUACGUCCAAGGCCUGCGGAAACUGGCGAACAAGCAUCCUCCCGAUGAAUCUUCGGAUCUAGGCAUCUUCUCGACGCCAUGGCAGAAGAUUGUCGCUGCCACCGAGGCUGUCGCCGAAUCGCACCACCACCUAGCGCAGAAAAUCGAGGCCGACGUCGAGCGCCCGUUGCGAGAGUUCGCUGCGACGAACCGAGAAGUCCAAGCCAUGUCGACCAUCUCGGGGAACCUUGCGGCAAUGGCGCGCGACAUUGACACGGCUAAGAAGAAGUCAGACAAGUUGCGGGACAAAGGCGCAAAGGCCAAGGCUUCCUCUGUUGCCAACGCAGUCGCGGAGGUCGAAAAUGCCACCCUGCAGUGGGAAUCCCAGGCUCCGUACGUUUUUGAGAAGCUGCAGGCCGUGGACGAAAGCAGGCUCAACCACCUCCGCGACGCCCUCACCCAGUUUCAGACCCACGAAGUCGAUCAAGUAGAGCGAAACCGCAUCAGCGCAGAGGAGACAUUAAACGUGCUGCUCAACAUCGAGACCGCUGACGAAAUCCAUACCUGGGCCUUGAGAAUGCGGAGCGGAGAGAAGCCGCACGCCAGCCGGAAAGGUAGCAGCGUGGGGACACCAUCAAGGCACUUAGCACCACCACCGGUCCCUGCAACUCCUUCGAUUCAGGCAGACGACGAUAGAAGCCAAAAGAGUGGCUCAGCACCAGAAGCGAAGCACAGCUCAAAUCCUCUCAAACGAUUUGGUACAGUCCUUGGUCGCCGGAGACAGAGUAUGCACCCGUAUGGAAGAGCAUCAUCACCGGAAAGGAAGUCAUCCUCGAACCUAGGCGCAGCAUUUGGUGGAUUCGGCAAAGGCAAGGCAAAGGACCGUGAGGCUCCCGGAUCCUCGUCGGAUCGUCCCGUAUCACCCCUCAGGAGGCUUUCGUCAACGCCGCGAGCAUCGGAUGCCUCCAGCUCGCCAAAGCAGACACGACAGUCCAACGACAGACCGAAUGGAACAAGCCCUGAACCAGCUGCAGAGGCUGCGCCUAGCUCUAGUGCUAUCAACGGAACGAUACACGACACUAUCCCCGAGCUGAAGGAGCCGCUGUCGCCACCUCCACCGCCUGAGACUAAGCCAGAGCCUGAGAAGGACUCCGAGGGCUUUUCCGUACCUCCAUCUGCCAUUGAUGCGAUCACGGAAGCAGAACGAGAAGCGAGUCUCGCAUCGAAUGAGAGUAAUCCCCCGCCCCAAUUCAAGCUCGACAUCAAGAACGCACCUAUCCAAGAAGAGGAGGGCGAUCCCAAUGCAGCCAUGGCAGACAUGGCUAACACCCUGCGCGCGCAAGCUGCACCACCAAGGCGGUCUAACACCCUCCGCGGGCGCCGGGAUGUGCGCAACACAAUUUUCGUUCCAAAUCCUGCAACACCCGAACUGACAAGCAUUGGGGAAAUUCCUCCCCCCAUUCCAUCGGCUGGCUCCGGCUCCGCAACAUUUCCUAUGCCUGCACCUCCACCUCAACCAACAUCGCCAGCUUUCAAAGUACAACACAGGACCCUUCUGUCUGAUGAGCAUGCGGCAUCAGACACCCAAUCCGUCCGCUCCGGGCGAUCUCUAAGCAGCUCCGCUAGCACUACGAUCAAACACCCGGAUAUGCAUGAGCCAGGGCUCAAUUCGUCAUUGGUCGAGACCGUUAGCGCUUGGUUCGAACACGGCAACGUCACCAAGUCCAUGGUAAUCGGACAAGUCGCGUUAGCAUACAAUCCAAUCGAUAUUUCUGCAGGUCCAUUCGGUACCGACACUAUUCGACUAGAAAACUUUCCCGUCCUAGAGAAGGUGGCGCCAAACCCCGCGUUCAUCGAGCAGGUCCCCGAUAGUCCAGGCAACUACACGGUCGAUCUCUCUAAGAUUAUGAAGACGUCAGUAGCGUUCCACUAUCAAGUGCACCUCGAGAGCGACAACCUUACAUCCUUUGCGCCCAUCAUCCUCUCGCCGGCAUGGAAGACAGAGCCUACCCAGACGUCAGUGCUCCUCCACUACUCUCUGAAUCCGAAAUUCGCACUGGGCGAUGCAACAAGUAUCACUCUGCACAACGUAGUCCUGGUUCUUCGACUUGAGCCUGGCUCGAAAGCGACUUCUUGCCAGUCGAAACCGCCGGGCACUUUUUCUAGAGAGAAGAGUCUCAUCUACUGGCGGUUGGGGGAGGUGACCUUCUCUCGAGAUCAACCGGCGCAGGCUAUGCGUGUGCGCUUCCUCACGGAUGGCGAGGCGAAGCCCGGGAAUAGCGAGGCGCGCUGGGAGAUAACAGGGGCUGAGUGUCUCAGGCUAGGGAGCGGCCUCAGUGUCAGUCAGAGUGCCCCUAGCGAGUCGAAGCAGGAAGGAGAGUCGGACCCGUUUGCCGAUGCUGAGGAAAAUGCACCUCCACCGAGCCCGGCGCCGGCGUGGAAAUCCGUGGCCAGCAUCAAGCGUAUCACGAGCGGAACGUAUCUAGGAGUGUAAGGCUUGGAUAAAGCAGUGGGCCACGAGGCAGUAAGGCGUAGGGCGGGCCGCGCGAGCUGCCAGGGUUGACAUGCCCGGGCUGAACCAAGGUUGGACAUGGCGGGUCGGCGG